AUGCUCUACACAUGUUCAUAUGAUUCUACUCUUUACUAUAACCUUCUAUGCUUGCAACCUGCCACUUUUUUUGCCACUCCAACAAAUGAGACUGAUCAUUUGGUCUUGCUUAAAUUUAAAGAAUCCAUUGCUGAUGACCCAUAUGGAAUCUUGAGCUCAUGGAAUGAUUCUAUCCAUUUUUGUAACUGGUAUGGAGUAACAUGCGGCCGCCGUCAUGGAAGAGUCACAACCUUGGUACUUGAAGGUCAUAACUUGCAUGGAACCAUUACACCUUACAUUGGAAACCUCACAUUUCUUAGGGCCAUCAACCUCCAAAACAACGUCAUUUAUGGUGAAAUUCCAAAGGAAGCUGGUCAUUUGUUUCGACUGCAACAUCUCUAUCUUUCAAAUAACACACUGGGAGGAGAAAUUCCAACCAGCUUGACCAACUGCUCCGAACUCAGGGUAAUGGCCUUAGCGUCCAACAAACUUAUUGGGAAAAUACCGAUGGAGCUUGGCUCUAUGACUAAGCUUUUGGCUUUUGUGGUUGCAAGAAACACGUUGACAGGAGGAAUCCCACCUUCCUUGGGAAAUCUUUCGUUGCUCGUAAAUUUUUCAGUAGCCUAUAAUAACUUAGAGGGAAAUAUUCCAGGGAGUAUAGGCCAUUUGAAAAGCUUAUCAUUUUUCGGAGUUGCAGUCAAUAAACUGAACGGUAUGGUCCCUUCCUCUCUCUACAAUUUAUCAUUUAUUAGUACUAUAGACUUUGUCUUCAACCAACUCAGUGGCGCUCUUCCAGCAAACAUAGGCCUCACUCUCCAUAAUCUCAAACUAUUUUUUAUUGGUCAGAAUGAAUUCUUUGGGCCAAUCCCUAGUUCCUUAUCCAAUGCAUCUAAGCUUCAAAUACUUGACCUAGGUGGAAACAACUUUGUGGGAUCAGUUCCAACUAAUCUGGGAUAUCUACUAGAUCUUGAACACCUACGUCUAAGUUAUAAUAAUUUAGGAAGGGAUUUGGACUUCUUAGCGUCUUUAGGAAACUGUAGCAAAAUGGAAUCGCUGACAUUUCAAGGUAACCAAUUUGAAGGUGUUUUGCCCAAUUCUAUUGGCAACUUGUCAACACAACUUAAUAGAUUGGAAUUUGGAAGCAACCAAAUAUCUGGAAUGAUUCCUGCAGCGUUACAGAAUCUUAUCAACUUAACUAAAUUGAUCAUGGAUGAGAAUCUUUUCAUAGGUGUAAUACCUACUUAUUUUGGAAAGUUUCAGAAGAUGCAAGGAUUGUAUUUAUCGGGGAACAAAUUGUCAGGGCAAAUCCCAAGCUCCAUUGGUAACCUCACUCAAUUGGUUGAAUUGUACUUGUCCCAAAACAAUUUAGAAGGAAGCAUACCUCCAACUAUUGGUAAUUGCCAAAGUUUGCAGAAAUUGGAUGUUUCAAAAAAUUACCUCGGUGGAGUCAUAUCUCUGCAGGUUUUUUCUCUUUUCUCUUUGUCACUAUUACUCAAUUUAUCCUGCAACUCAUUUAGUGGUGAAUUACCUGUUGAAGUGGGCAAUUUGAAAAAUAUUUAUUCUCUAGAUAUCUCUGAAAACAACUUGUCUGGUGAAAUUCCCAUAACAAUUGGAAAUAUAUUGAAUUUAGAAGAGCUUCACUUGCAAGGGAAUUCAUUUGAAGGAAUCAUACCUUCAUCAAUGGCUUAUUUGAAAGGCCUUGAACUUUUGGAUGUUUCACGAAACAACUUAUCUGGAUUUAUUCCAAAGGGUCUAGAGAAACUUUUAUUUUUAAAAUACUUGAACAUUUUGUUCAAUGAUAUUGAGGGCCCACUACCAAUUGUUGGAGUUUUCAAAAACAUAGAUGCAACAUCACUUAUUGGAAACAAUAAGCUUUGUGGGGGUAUUCCACAAUUACAACUACCAAAAUGCCCCAAAGUUACAAAAUCAAGAAAGCCUCUUGCAUCUAGAACAAUAAUCACAAUUGUUUGUGUGCAACAAAUCAUACAUUGUGAUUUAAAGCCAAGCAAUAUUCUUCUCGAUAGUGAGAUGAUUGCUCAUGUAAGCAACUUUGGUUUAGCAAGACUCCUCACAAGCACUGAUGAUUCUUCCCAGAAGUGUACUAGCACAAUUGGGUUAAAAGGAUCUAUCAGCUAUGUUGCUCCAGAGUAUGGCAUGGGUGGUGAGGCAUCGACUGAGGGGGAUUUAUAUAACUAUGGAGUCCUUGUGCUAGAAAUGUUUACAGGAAAGAUGCCCACUAAUGAUAUGUUUAAAGAUGGUUUGAAUCUCCAUAAUUUUGUUAAGAUGACAUUACCAAAAAGACUUGCUCAAGUUGUCGACCCAAUGCUUUUGCCAAGAGAAGUUGAAUUGGGAGUUGCAACUGGGGUAAAGAUGGCAACAGAAAAAGAUGACAAUGAUAAUGAAAUUGAAGUAGAAGAAACUAAUAAUAUUGAGGACUCUAGGCAUGUUGAUGCUGACAUGCAAAAGUGCUUACUCUCAAUUCUUAACAAGUGUUUUCCUUAG
Messenger RNA from Quercus lobata, 2481 nucleotides. RefSeq names its product putative receptor-like protein kinase At3g47110. Gene Ontology annotation, molecular function: receptor serine/threonine kinase binding; ATP binding; protein kinase activity. The record is from RefSeq and is a predicted model, not a curated record. Gene Ontology annotation, biological process: protein phosphorylation. NCBI's taxonomy places the organism in Eukaryota, Viridiplantae, Streptophyta, Magnoliopsida, Fagales, Fagaceae. The transcript is spliced from 3 exons. The coding region runs from base 1 to 2481 and encodes 826 amino acids.